This is a messenger RNA of Paramecium tetraurelia, 975 nucleotides long. RefSeq lists its product as uncharacterized. The record is from RefSeq and is a predicted model, not a curated record. NCBI's taxonomy places the organism in Eukaryota, Ciliophora, Oligohymenophorea, Peniculida, Parameciidae. The transcript is spliced from 6 exons.
AUGAAUUAUGAUUUCGAUGACAACGAUAUUCCAAAUGAGAAAUAUGUCAAUAUACCUUCCCAUAUCAACAAAAUAUACUAAAUUUUCACACAGACAGGCAGAUAUAAUGAAUCGGAUAUUAAUUAUUUGUUAAAGUUCUUUCUGGAAUUCAAUAUCAACACCAUGGAAAUAAAUUAUAUGACUAUUUUUCGUAUCUGCUUAACCAAGCUAUCUACUGAGUUAAUGCCAUAUUAUGCCCAAAUUAUUACAAAAAUACUUUUCCAUCUGAAAUUUCCUUUACAAGCGCUCUCAUUUAUUACUGACUUGCACAUUGCCUUUUUGCAAUCCUGCAUAAUAUCCUACAAUUAUAAAAUUGGAUAUUAAUUUAUCAAGUCUAAAAUAUUUUUGUAAUCCACUCUAGAGAAGAAAGAUAACAUUAUGAUAGAGUACUUUUAUUAUGCCGGAUUAAUAGCUAAUGCAGUGAAAGAUUAUGAUGAAGCACUACGAUGUUACAGGAUAGCUCACAAAUGUCAAGGUUCCAGUGCGUUUACUUUUGAGGCCUAGAAAAUGGAAUCUUUACUUUGUUUCAGAUUGGGAAUGGAAUUGAAGAAUUGGUCCAAUCCCAGCAAUCAACAAUUAGUUGCUAAAUUAUCAAGUUUUAUUGAGAAUAAUUACUAUAAAGAAGUAAAGGAUAAAGAUCUUGACUUUUAAGACUAAGAUGCUAAUAUUUGCUUAAAAGAAUGGACACUUUUGGCUUAAUUAUAUCGGUUUUUAAACAAUGAGUAGGAACUCCACUCAAAAGUGUCGUUUGACUUAAUAAUUCACAAUUUUCAACUCCAAGAGUAUGAAACACUUAUUAAUUUGUUAUUACAACUCAAUAAUAUCCAUAACAUCGUUACAUUCAAUUCAAAUACAACAAUCUAACCUAUAAGGAAAUUAAUAGCAAAUUGGAAAGCAGAUAUGAAUUGCUCUAUAAAUAUAGCAAAUAGAAAAUGA